AUGGUGUUUAACACCGGUCAUAUGGCUAGAUUCGCUUCUGGGGCAUGUACAGUAACAUACGGUGAUACGACAGUUUUAUCAACAGCUGUGUCAAAGCUUGAGUCAGCUGCUCCAUCAUCGUUAACGUCAGGAAAGAUGUUUUCAGUUGAUUUUCUACAAUCAGCAUCAGCUGUUGGUCGGAUACCAAUGAAUUACUUGAGGAGAGAGCUACAACAAAGUGACGAUGACAUCUUGAUAUCGAGGGUUAUCGACCGGUCGUUGAGGCCUGUUUAUCCGGAUGCUUUUAAGUAAGUUUUUUUUUAAACUUGAGUUGAUGUUUAGGACUGGAAUGUCUAAAAAACGGCUGGAAUUUUUUGUUUUCGAAAGUUACAGCAGCUUCAUGGAUAACAUGAUAUUUAUUGUCAAUAUAUAUAUAUUAUAAUCAAGUUUAAUUUAAAAGCAGUCUUAUUUUUACAAAUUUUACACUAUACAUUUAAUUGAGAUUUAUUUUAACUUCUAGAGGCACAACAAAAGUCGUAUGCAAGCCGUUAUCAGCGACUAGAGGAGCAGAUAUGGCAGUACUAGGAAUAAAUUCAGCGUCAUGUGCGUUGGCGUUGUCAGAUGUGCCUGUAGAAGAAACUGUAGGAGCUGCGAGGAUAGCUUUGUUUGGAAAUGAGGUAAAUUUUUGAAACUUUAGAUUUUUAAAUUUUUGCACCGUGCAAUUAAAAUUUAAUUUUUUUGCACUGUGCAGCCACUUUUUUAAACAUUUGUGAAACAAUACGGGCUUCCUGUUAAAAGUGAAAAAUUUUUCAGGUAAUACUUAAUCCCCCAUACCCAGAGCUUCAAAACAGUAGGAUGAACUUGUUGUUGGCAGGGACAAGGAGUAAGAAAGUGCUGAUGAUUGAGAUGGAUGGUAAACAGAUCGACUUGGACACGUUUAUGGAGACAAUAAAUGCUGGUUUCACUGAUAUUGAUAAAAUUGUGGAUGCUAUUGAACAGCUACAGAAAAGUUGUGGUAAACCAAAGUCGGAGGUGGGUUUUUGAUUAGGAAUUGAUAAAAUUGAUUCUAAAAUGGCACCUUUGGGGUGAGAAACGUUGAUGAGUUCAUGUGAGGACCGUGGGGACUAGAAGUUGAUUUUUCAUUGGAAAUGACGACUUGAAAUGACAUUUAUUAUAUCUGAAAUGAGGAUUUCGAAGCCUUUAGGUAUUAUGAUAGUAUUUCAUCCCAAUUCCAGGAAACCCAACUUAUGACAAAAGUUGAGCAGCAAAUGGCAAAAGACAUAUUGGACAUGGCGACAGAUCGAAUCGAAUACAUCCUAACUGACUCUUCUCACCUGAAAGACUCAAGAGAUAAGGCCAUAUCAACAUUUCAAAAGGAAUUAGUAACACAAUAUAUGGCACAAAAGCCCGAUGUGCCAGAAUAUGUUGUAAACUCAAUAUUCUCUUUGGUGGUUAAAGGAGUGUUAAGAAAAUUGACUAGAAAUACUGGUAUCAGGGCGGAUGGCAGAGCUGUAGAUGAAUUUCGAAGAAUUCAAAUUGAAACUGAUCUGUACCCAAGGCUACAUGGCUCGGCAAUGUUUCAGAGAGGCCAAAGUCAGGUUAUGGGUGAGUGUUUUUUCGUUUAGGGGGUGAUGGCUUGAAUUUUUUGCUAAGGAGGGACUGAGUUUUUAAAUUUUCUGGAGGUGGGGAUAUUUUUUCAAAAAAAAAUUAAAAUUUUUUAUUGUUAUGGUACUUUACUCUCUCUAUUACAAAAAAUAGACCUACAUUAUCACUUUUAGGUACCGUGACCUUUGACUCCCCACUCCGCUUUCCGACCAGAUGCCAUAGCCCAACUCCUGGGUGCGCAACAAAAGAAGUCCUUCAUGGUACACUACGAGUUUCCUCAGUUCGCUGUCAACCAAAUCGCCGACCAUGCCGGUCGAUUCAACCGUCGAUCUCUUGGGCACGGCACGUUGGCCGAGAAAGCCCUAAAACAUGUGGUACCAGACGACUUUCCAUACUGUAUUCGAGUAGAUUGUCAAGUACUAGAGUCGAAUGGCUCUACUUCGAUGGCUAGUGCUUGUGCCGGAUCGUUGGCUAUGUAUGAUGCUGGAGUACCAUUGAAGAAUGCGGUUGGAGGCGUGGCAAUCGGGCUGUUUAGUGAUAAUGGAGAGCUGAUGAAGGAGGAUGGAGAUCAAGAACCUGUGAUUUUGACUGACCUAAUGGGCAUGGAGGAUUAUGCUGGAGACAUGGACUUUAAGAUUGGAGGUGGGUAGGGGUGGGGGAUUUGUUUUUUGGGCACGGUAGAAUCUAAAUUUUUCAAAAUUUUAGGUACAAAAGACGGCUUCACAACUAUCCAACUAGACGUCUCAAUACCCGGACUAACCUUAGACAUAGUAAAAGAAUCCCUAAUACGAGGUAGACAAGGUCUAGGUCAUGUGUUAGAGAAGAUGAAUGAAGUGGGGCCAGAACCAAGGCCUGAAUUCAAAUCAUGUGUACCAAUACUAGAACAAAUGACACUACCAUCGUAUAAGAAGAGUGCUUUGUUCAGAAAUGCCUGUUUUAACGCGAAAUUAGUCGAAGCCGAAACUGGAGUUCAAGUUCAGUCAGAGGACGAGAACAAGGUGUUAUUGAUGGCACCGUCAAAAGAAGACGCUGAUAAGGCCAAGGAGUUGAUUAAAAAGUAAGGUUUGGCUUUUAGGUAUAGUGGGCAUGGCUAGGAAGGAUUUUUUUUUGAGGUGAAUAUUGAGGCGGGGGGGGGGUAUUUUUUUUGGGGGGGUGGAUCAUGCUAAAUUUCUUUAGAUUGGCAAAGAAAAGCAGAAAAAUUAAAUUUUGUUAAAUUUUUUUCGGUUUUAAAAAUAUUUCCUUUCAGACUAACAGACGUGUCAGUUGAAGUAGACCCCCCAUUCGGCGAAACCCAAAAGUGCGAGAUCAUUGAAGUUAUGGAUCGUGGUGUCCUAGUCAAGCUACGAGCCUACAGAGAGCCAAUAUUCAUACCGAUCAAGAGCAUCACCGCCAAAAAUGUCAAACACACAUCCGCAUUGGACUUGAAAGUUGGCCAAAAACUGUCACUUCAAUUCCUCGGCCGAAACCCUGACACCGGCCAAAUUCGACUGGUCAAUCGAUUGGCUGUGGCUUAA
Molecule: messenger RNA, 3098 nt
Organism: Bursaphelenchus okinawaensis
Lineage: Eukaryota; Metazoa; Nematoda; Chromadorea; Rhabditida; Aphelenchoididae
Source: the annotation of a GenBank genome assembly